AUGCCAUCGUUGCCCAAAUUCAGCUAUAAUGUCACUAGAGACUAUCCUUACAACUGGUUCACACCCGCAGCUAUCCUCGGAGGCAUGUUCUUGACAGCAUUAUUUUCAGCCAUCAAUUUCUUCUCCACGGCCUAUAACAUGGUAUCCGUUACAACCAAUCAACCACAAGAGAUCGAAGCAGGCCGAUAUGGAGGGUCGUAUGCGCACUUCUUUGCGAGCAAAAUUCAACCCAAAUGCGAUGAUGCUGUUCUUGGUGUUGGAGCACGAUUCCGUACCAGUCGGUCGGUGUUCGAACAUCAACUCAGCUCUUCGGGAUCUAUUGGAGCGCCUUCAAUGACUUACCAUAACGAGGUCAUUGAUUCGUGCUAUUCGUAUCGAGUUAUGCUUGACUUUUCGACUUAUAACAGGCCUGCUAGUCAGAUCAACAUCUCGGCUUGGGGCUUGAUUGUCACAGUCGAUCUUAAUUGCUAUAUCGACCAUCACGGCGAUGUCACUGCCAAACGGUUCAAUCUGCAGACCUCUAUCGACCCCAUCAGUAGCUUGCAGACUGGCCAGAUGCACAUGAGGCCGACAUGGCAGAUAGAUGUUGACGCAGGUCAUGCUUCAGCUUGGGCGCAGGUGCUCAUGCUGUCUUUCUGGGAAGAAACCAUCACCGCCAUAACGAAUCAGACCAACAAAUUCCAAGGCUCUGAAACUUCGACACCGCAACGCACCUUAUCCCAGGGAUAUGUGCGAUUGGACAGAACGAGUGGCACAGCAGACAUGCGGAACGACCAUUACUUCGACAUGGCAUCUUGGGUGUUUUUUGACGCAACCAAGAACGAGAAACAUCAAGGCAGUAUUGGUGACUAUUACCGUCGAACCAACGAUAGCUAUGUGUACAGCACAACAUGGCCAAACAUCUGGGCUCCCGUCGAUCGACUUGCCAAAGCUGCUAUCUCAGCCGUGUACCUAGAUCUGGGACUGUCCAAUCCCGAAUCACCCAAGGACAGUAUGGUCUCUAAUGCCGACAAUUCACGCUAUUGUAGUACCAAUCUCUCUACCAUUGUCGCGCAAAGCCCUAUCGACAUUGACAUUUCAUACAUGGAUUCAAUCGUUACAGUAACAGAUUGUGAUGCCCAGCAACAAUUGCCAAUAGGAACAGAACUCCAAUUAGGCACACUGCCAGAUCCUGCGGGAAACGCAUCUUCGGCGGCUACAAUCGGCACUACCUAUAUGUGUCGACAACCUCAACUUAAACCACCUUUCAACAUUUUCGUCUCUAUCCUUGUUGCCGAUCUAGUCUUCUUGCGCACAGCGUGGUCAUUAUACAACUCCAUCGUCGCUUACUUCCUCAAAAGUCGGCAUCCGGAUGCAAAUAUUUGCGAUGAGUGUUUGGCAAGGAAGAAAGUUGAGGGCAAGGAAGAGACGGCUCACGUGGAUAAAGUCUAUGGAUUUGACGAACAUACUAUUGAGCUCGACUAUCUUGGGGCGCCGAGUGUAGCUGCUCGGCGAAAUGACCAAGGCAGCACGCAAAGUCUGUUGACGCAUCGACACGUCUAG
This is a messenger RNA of Aureobasidium melanogenum CBS 110374, 1542 nucleotides long. RefSeq lists its product as uncharacterized. The transcript has a single exon. The record is from RefSeq and is a predicted model, not a curated record. The coding region runs from base 1 to 1542 and encodes 513 amino acids. Lineage: Eukaryota; Fungi; Ascomycota; Dothideomycetes; Dothideales; Saccotheciaceae.